Messenger RNA from Danio aesculapii, 1954 nucleotides. It is a transcript of the gene cd4-1, whose product is annotated as CD4-1 molecule. Gene Ontology annotation, biological process: T cell activation; positive regulation of ERK1 and ERK2 cascade; interleukin-15-mediated signaling pathway. The coding region runs from base 210 to 1655 and encodes 481 amino acids. NCBI's taxonomy places the organism in Eukaryota, Metazoa, Chordata, Actinopteri, Cypriniformes, Danionidae. Gene Ontology annotation, molecular function: MHC class II protein binding; protein tyrosine kinase binding. The record is from RefSeq and is a predicted model, not a curated record. Gene Ontology annotation, cellular component: membrane raft; external side of plasma membrane. The transcript has 11 exons.
AGAAAAUGUCAGUGUAGCUGAGAGACCCUAAACAGAAAACACACACCUCUACAUAACUGCCAAUCAGACGGAGGGGAGGCGUCAGCGAAGGUUAAAUAGAAAUAUUUUGGCCUGUAAGUGAACACAUCCGCUGACACGACUCUGAAGACAAGCGAUCCGUAACAUUGAUCAUCCUCCAUCCGCUCUGGCUCUGAUCUGAGGACAGAACGAUGCUCGGUUUGAUUCUAAUACCGCUGUUCAUUACAGUACUUAAAGCACAAGAAAACCAUGAAGUCAUUUACGCACAGGUAGGAGGGACUGUCACCCUACCCAGAGAAAAGAUUGAACAAACCAAAAAUAAAAAUAUUAAAACACAAGACAUUUAUGUGAACUGGUACAAUGGGUCAGAGGAUUCUCCAACUAUCAACAGGAACCCACAGAGUAACAUCAAUAGGGGGAAAGAAACAAACACGCGAUUCUCUCUGUCAGCAGAUUUCUCUCUCCAGAUCUCACCAGUUCAAGAGUCUGAUUUUGUCAUUUGGCGCUGUGAACAACAUGUAUUAGCAGGAACUUACAAAAACACCUACAAACUGUACAAAGUCUCAAUAACCAAAGUGCCUGCUCUGCUGGUUGGUCACGCCCUGUCUAUGAGAAUUAAAAAGGCUGAUAGUUCAGUUAAUCCCAGUGUAACAUGGAUUUUACCUAGAAAUGAAGGCUGUGAGGAAAAAAGGAAUUUCAGAGAUAUCUCUGUAUAUGUCUCCAAUGUGUCCAUGUGUCAUAAUGGUGUCUGGACGUGCCAGUUGAAGUAUGGAAAUAAAAAAACUGAGGCAACAACUACUGUUUCUGUAAUAGAUCUUGCCCCUUCACCAGCAGAUCCCGUUUAUACCUCUUUCCCUCCAUCCUCUACAGUCAGCAUUCCCUGUUCUUUGUCUUCUGCAAUUCCCUGGUCGGUCUUAAAUGAAAUUGGUCUUCAGGGUGGCAGCUGGAGCUUCACUCCUCUCAGUGAACCUCGGUCGCCUUCAUCUCUCCUCACCCUCAAUGUUGGUUCAGUGGUCCGAUGGGAUGUCUCAGAUGGCGCAAACUUCACAGACGGCAAAAGAGACAUAACUAACCACAACCUGUCCAUUCAGAAUCUGCGUGUAUCAGAAACAAUCAGAGGGGUUUACAAUUGCAGUCUGAAAUUCAACAACAAGACCAUCAGCCGUAAAGUCAAGGUGGAGGUUCUGAAGGUUUCCGUUUCUGGAGGUUCUAAAGUAUUUGAAGGCACAAGGGUGAAUGUGACAUGCUCAUUAGGACAUAUGGAAACCACUGGCCUCGAGGUGAAAUGGAAAUGUCCAUCAAACUGUCCUCCUUUCAAUCACAAGUCUCCGCCUCAUCUGUCAGUUCUGUCCUUCCCUAAUAUCAGGAUGAAGGACAAAGGUCAUGUCGAAUGUGAACUCUGGAAAAACGGCCAAAAGCUGACAUCUGCUCAGCUAUACUUAAAAGUUGAGAAAGCUCCAGUGGACAUCUGGCUUUGUAUUGCCAUCGGGAGUGGAGUGGUGGUCUUCAUCUUGCUUGUUGCAAUCGCCAUCAUAUGCGUUCGCAGACACAAGCAGAUGAUGAUGUACAGACGACGCAAGACCAGAUUCUGCUGCUGUAACAAUAAUAAACCGCCAAAGGGAUUCUACAAGACCUGAGGAUCUUCUGCUGUUCAAUUUUAUUACUGAUUUUCUAAUUCAAAGUUAAUGUACAGCUGUUUGUGCAAAGUAUGCCAUACCAGAAAAGACUGUGUUCAUCAGGCAGAUGAGGAUGCUGGGAUUUCUUUAUUAUUGUCAAAUACAAUAAUAAAAAUAUACAAAUACAGUAUUAUUUUAUUGUGUAAAUAUUUUGAUGAUAACAUGAUAUGAUGUCAUUUGUCUGGAGAAUAAACGUGCGACACAUUUCCUCGAGCAUAGUAUCACUAAAACAUUGAAUAAAAUUAUUUGCUACACUGUAA